This is a messenger RNA of Cyprinodon variegatus (sheepshead minnow), 1660 nucleotides long. Its product is annotated as tetratricopeptide repeat protein 29-like. Lineage: Eukaryota; Metazoa; Chordata; Actinopteri; Cyprinodontiformes; Cyprinodontidae. The coding region runs from base 1 to 1176 and encodes 391 amino acids. The transcript has 9 exons. Gene Ontology annotation, molecular function: protein binding. The record is from RefSeq and is a predicted model, not a curated record.
AUGUUUGAUUUUUAUUUCAGGUUAGAAAGCAGCCCAAAGCAGCUGGUCUGUGUGGAGAUGCUGAAAGAAUGCAACUACAAGUCGUUCGAAGAGCUCAUCACGCUGUUGCGCUUAGAUCGGGAUCAGAGAAAAAACGCUCGGCCGUUUUCAACCAGGCUGAAGGAUACGCCUCUGGAGGAACAGCGGGAAAAACUGGAGACCAUGGCCUUCUACCUGAGCCGAGCGGAGAAGGCGGAAAGAGAAGGCUUGUGGAAGCCAUCCUGUGAGGAACGUCUGCAUUUAGGUCACUACUUCUUCAGUCAGAAGGAUCUGUGGCUCAGUUUUUAUUUCUACCAAAGCUGUGCUAACAACGAGCGUGGAGGAAGAUCCAAACUGGCUACAGAGGCCAGACUGCGCAUGGCCGAGAUUUACCUGCAGCAAGGUGAUCUGGAGGAGUCCAGGCUGCAGGCGGAGAAGAGCCUGAAACAGGCGGAGGAAGGAGGCUGGUUGGACUCAGACGGUCGGCCUAUGAAGCUCUGGGCCUGCACACACCUGGGAAGAAUCUACUGUUUGCUGGCUGACGCUUCCCUCGCAGCGGCUAACUACAACACAGCCAAGAGGCUGCUGGACCGAGGCUUCAAAGUUGUCACAGACGUUAAAGACAAGCUGGCUGAGGCGGAGGUGCUCUUCAGACAAGGACUGCUGCUACAGCGGUUAGGAGAUCAUCCUGCAGCCAGGCAGGUCUUCAGCCGCUGCAUGAAGAACUUCAACAUGAUGCAGGAUACAGAAGGACAGGUGAAGACCUACAAGGCCACAGCCAAGUCCUUAGAAAGCGAAGGAAACAUAGAGGAGACUCUUGAAAUUUUGGAGAAGGCAGCAGAUAUCUGCAGAAGCAACGGACUGCAGGGGGAGCUGGCAGACAUCUGUCUGACUCAGGGCACCCUCUACAGCAAAAUGGAUCAGCUUACGAAGGGGGUUGAAUUCUUCCACCAGGGUUACAAAGCUGCAGUUAACACAGGAGACAAACCUCUAGUGCAGAAAGCAAAGGACUUAAUCGGUCAAGCCUGUGCAAACAUUUAUAUGAAAAAAAAUAGCGCUGAGCUGCAAUCGCCCUCCAGCCAGGCAUCUGUGACGCGGCUGGUGAAAUCUAAGGAGACCAGAGGAUUCAAGGACUUGUUUCCAGACUUGGUGGAUUAAAGUCCUGCUGCCUUUAUGUGGGAAAGUUCAGCAGUUGGUUUCUUGGAUGAAGACAAAGCAGGAAAAUCUACUUUUCAUUGCUUCUUUCCUCUGAUCUUGUCCAACUCAUGGUAAUUUAAAUGCCAAUAUUUUUAUUGCAUGCGCAUCGAAAAAGGAUUUAAAGCUAUUUUGCAUUUAUCAGCAGAUUAAUUGUCUGAAGUUAUUUAUGCAACACAAUUUCAUAUAUCAACACAUUUUCAGUUUCUGCAGUUCUAAUAGAUUUACAUUGAAUCAGAGCUUUAUAAUAGUUUUUAGAUCCAAAAGGCUUUUAAUAUUUUCUGUCAACUAAUAUGUGCCAUAUGUGAAUAAAACAGCAUUAUAAAUAAAUGUUUAUUCUGUAGUGUUUGUGAUGACAAUGUUUUGUUUAAAUCGAUGUGAUCUAGUUCAAAAUAUUGUCUUUAUAUGGCUUUCUUUCUGUUUAGAUUUCAAUCUCCUUUUUCAUUGU